Prorocentrum cordatum is the source of this 2419-nucleotide messenger RNA. NCBI's taxonomy places the organism in Eukaryota, Dinophyceae, Prorocentrales, Prorocentraceae. The record is from the annotation of a GenBank genome assembly.
AUUUUUUUAUUUUUUCUCUUUUUCUCUCUCUCUCUCUCUCUUUCCUUUGAACGGACGCCUGCUGCAAGGGGGGGAACCCCUGCCGCCGCUCGGACCACCCGCCGCAUCCACCGAGGCGGAUGCGCCCUCACGGCCUCCAGCGAGCACGAGGGCGUGCUCUGCUUGCCGCGCGGCCCCGCACCGCCCUCGCGACCGACGGCCCAGGGCGCGCCCGACGCCAGCAGUACGCAGGGCGCGAGAUGCUGCCGCCGGCGCGGGCGCGCACGGCUGGCGACGAGCCGGCAGAGGAGGGACGAGCGGGCGGGCUUCGAGGCGGUGGUCUCCGACGGUCUGGGACAGGGUGCAGAAAAGCACAGGAGAUGCCGCAGAGCGGGCUGCAGCGCAAAGCGAGGCGCUGCGGGGGUGAACCCUGCAGCUCCCUAUAUGCCGCCACGCUGGUUCCGGGCAGGCUGUGCUGUCCGGCGGAAGGGGACGAGGAGGGGAGAAGCAGGCAUUUCCCCAGCAGGCCUUGGGCGGGGGGUCGCCGCGGAAGCCCCCAGGAGAGGUGGGCCCCAGGGGAAACUCCCCUGUUGAAUGCAAAGCCCCCUAAAAAGAGUCGAGGCGGCGGUGGUCCACCCACGCCGCGCGCGCGCGAGCGCACUUCAUUGAGAUCGCUGCCAGCCUGCCAUGGUCGCGCUGCGCUCGGCCCGACGCCCUGCCAACAGCGCUCUGAGGCCGCGGGCUCUGGCCCGAGGGGCUGACCGUUGCCAGCGGAGCUACGCCGCCAGGGAAAGCCGAGCGCGCUUGGCCCCGCGGCCCUCCGAGUCGUGGCCAGGCCUCGCGGGCAGCACGCCGAGCAUCCGCGCGAAGGCCGCGGCCACAAGCGCAUGGUCGGUGGGGCUGUCCAGCGCAGCCAUCUCUCGCUCCAGCUCCUCCAAAGUCGGGUGGGCGAAGGCCGCGUCUUCUGGCGGCCCCUGGUCGCGAGUGCGCUCGAGCAGCCCGCGCAGCACCUUCCUGCCAGUGGGCGUCGAGAGCUCAGGGUGCGACUGCGUGCUGAGGCCGAACGCGCCCCACGUGGCACCCCAAUGACCGCUUCGGUUAUAGCCCCAGCUCUCUGCGCCGGCGGGCAGGGUCACCACGACGUCCGAGUGGUAGCAGAAGAGCCGCAGGUGUUCGGCAGAGUCGAUUCCCAUAACCUGCUGCGCUUGCCGCGAUGGCGCGUAUGACUUCAGGCCAGUCUGCAGGCCAGCUGGGCUCGCCACCACGCACCCGCCCAGCGCGGCCACCAUGGCCUGGUGACCGAAGCAGACGCCGACGAGCGGCCGCUGCUGGGCGCGGAGCGAGCGGAUGAAGUCGAGGAGCUUGCUGGCCCACGGAGGGUGCUCUGCACUUGCCGCUACUGAGCACAGGCUACCCAUGACCAUGAAGCCGCUGAACGUGUCCAGGUCGCCUGGAUAAGCGCCCGAUGUUGCGUCAACGACAGUCAGCUCCCAAGACUCGCUCGCGACUUCGUCGAACAACUCUCGUACCAUCCCUGGCACAGCCUCGGCAUCUUCGAUACGGGUCCUGGCCUAGCUGCAGCACGCAGACGCGAGGGGACCGCGCGGCGGGCGCGGGCAACGGUGGCCUCUGAGCUAAGAUCUCGCACACUAUCUCCUCAGACUUGGCCAGCCGCGCGAAGCCGCGCAUAUUCCGGAGGCCCGACUCGUGCUCGCCCUGGGACUUGGCGGCGCACGCGUCCUCUGGCACUGUGACCAGGAAACCGAGGUCUGCGGCGUCCCUCACCGCGGACUCCACGCACUGGUUGGUCAACUGGCCGCAGACGAUCAAAUACCGCGAGCCCAAGUUCCGCAGCACGUAGGCAAUGUUCGUGGAGCAAAAAACAGAGCAGGAGGUCUUGGGCAACACGAUCUCGUCGGCCGCUGGCGCCACCUCCGGGAGCACCCUGGCGUCAGGAUGGCCCCUCGGCACGAGCAGGGGCCCGGACAGCUUGUAGUCCAGUGAUGCGUCGCGGCCGUCCAGGGUGAGGGCCUCGAUGACGGUGUAGACCACCUCUACCCCCGCCGAGCGCGCCGCGCCCAGAAGCGCCGCAAUGCCGGGGAUCAUCACGUCCCGCACGCGGUCGAAGAAAUACGGCAUGUCUUCCCGCCUCGUGCCCUCGUGGCACCCCCUUUCGGGGCGGCUGCAGUACUCCUGCACGUCCACCACCAGCAAAGCGGUCUCCGCCGCCACGCAGGGCACGUUGCGCGUUGAGCCCUUCGGGACUCGCUUCGGGUGGCCGAACACAUAUGCCAUGGCGAGCGACCGCGCUGGCGGACCCAGUGCGGGCAGCUGGCGGCGUGUCGCCCCACCUGGGCACCGAUGACUUGGGAGGGGGGACGGUGAAAAGGAGGGAGGACCAGCCGAGGAGAAAGAGAAGAGAGGAGGAUGGGGGGGAGGC